CCUCGUGAACGCGCUAGAGCAGCAAUGGCCGCUUUGGAUCGGCGAAAUCCUAAUCUCGACGAUUUUGUCGGAUUAAGCUGGAGUUGUUGGGUAGAUAGGGUGAAUAUUUUACCGGCUGACGCUAAUUGUGAAGACAGCAAGUAUGUGAGGAACCGCUUUGAGGCCAUGACUCUCAGGAAAGAAGAUAUGCACAUAUAUGGCCACUGCCCAGCACAUGAUGAGAUCUACAUGGUGGUGUGCAACCACUGUGGCCAGGUGGUGAAGCCUCAAGCCUUUGAGAAGCACUGUGAGAGACGGCAUGGUGCUCUCACUAAGAUGUGUGGCCAGUCAUCCGCUUUGGCUCCACAGCAGCGACCUCGCCCUGGCCGCCCUCCUUCAAACCUUUCCUCGUCUAGAGAGAGGCAGAAGGAUGGCAGAUGUCAUGAAGCCAGUGCCUCCUCCUCGGCUGUGUUACCUGCCCACCCGCACAGGCCAACCAAAGCCCAGAAGGAGACAGUGAGUUUUGCUUCAGCGGAGAAGCUCCCUCAGGACAAUCCUGCCCUACCACAGCACUCCUCCUCCACGCCUCGCCCCAGGGUUCAUCUGUGGCACUCAGGACCCCUGCCCCCUGGCCACUGUUCUUCCUCCACUUCUCCGUCAGAGACACCCUCUGUGCAGAAGCACACAGCUGGGCAGUCCAGUGAGUCUCACAGUCCUCUGCGGGGAACAAGGACCUACAGCCGGAUCCACAAAAUCACCGACAAGAAAGAAUGUGACCUGAAUAAACACUGCAGAGUUCUGGAUCCAGAAAGGAAGAAGCUGUGCAGCCGGGAGCUUAUAAGCAAUACUGAUUCCAUCCACCAGCAGCAGAAAGUGAUGGGAAGGACUAAGACCUUUGAUCAGUUGGUAGUGGAGCAGAGAACAGCCUCAGCAGGUCGAGAUAUGGAGCAGCUUCUUGUCAAAUCAAAAGACAAAGAGCAACAUCUGGAAGCUGUUGAAGAGAAAACAACAACUCAGGGCAGUAAAUAUAACUUCAACAGCAACUGUCACAUUCUCAGGUCCAGGGAUCCAUUGACCAGCUUUCCAGAGGAGGAGGGUGACAACACUGUGGACGUGGAUGUACAGCCUCCCUAUCCCUUCAACCAGAGCCUGCUGUCAAGUGAGGAGAGUGAAGACGAUGAGCAGGGGGAGGCCACAAACCUGCCUGCCACACCCUGGCACCCCAAACCUCUUGGGCUGUGCACUUUUGGAUGCCGCACCUUGGGCUGCAGCAUCUUCACCUUCGACCGGCGUUGGCACCACCUGCGGUUUGCCCUCAGCGCCAUGUUGGAGCACCAUGUCAGCACACACUUGUGGAAAAAAAUGCCUCAAGUAUCAUCAGGUCUCAGGUCACAUCACGCCACACCUCUGACUGUAGGAUCACCUGUCAAGACUGGGGCCAGACCCUCCAAAUCCACUGGCUGCCGCAGCCUUGAGUCUACCUCACUGGGACAACUGGAAACCAAAAGUAGUCUGCACAAUGCUCACAGUACCAAACCACCUUCUUCCGCCACUUGUGCGAGUCUUGGGCCUGGUCGACGGCGCAACCCUGUUGGGCGACCUAGCAAGGCUCAGCUAACAGAGGUGGAAGUUAUGCAUGAUGCAGCACAGAAAGCUGCCAAGCUGUCACACAGUGGUGCUGACAAAUCCUCCAAAUGCAUCAGGGACCCCCCCCUCUAUGAGAAGGGCCAGUCACACUUGCCCUCCUCUCGAGGGCCUGUAAAUGGUACCCCACCUGGAAAGAAGCCAUGUCCUCCUCUCCACCGCUCCCCCAACAACAGAGGGAGGCCCCCAGGGAUUCAGCAGAAGGGGGUGGGCUAUGACCACAGCAGUCUUGCCCAAAAGCGCAAAGGCAGCAAUGAGUUGCUGCCCCUCAGCUCCUCACUAUCCAGGACCUCAAAGUGUCAGCGCUUGUCCUCCCCUUCCUGUUCCAGCCUCCCUGCCUGGAAAGGAGAGAAUAUUGGGGACAUGCUUGCUUGGGGCCUGGAGAGAAGAUCCGACUCUUAAAGAGUGAGUAGUCUAGCUAGCUAUGGCUUGCUAUAGGCUGCAUACAUCAAUGUUUUUCAAUGAUGUUGUGGUUCUUUCCCUUUAAGCCUAAAAGUGGGACUGUGUUUUUGUUCUUUUAAUAACAAUGAUUGCAUUUGUGGGUGACAGUUGUUUACUGCUCAUCUUCGCAGCCAAUAAAGAGGCCACCUGCCUUAAAAAGACCACUUGGAGAAGAGGCCUGCUGCAGGCUGCAGUGGCUGUGCCAGCAUAGUGUGAGUGCAUGAAUGUGUUUUGCGUGUGUGUAUGUUUCUGCCUGUGAUUGUUUAAGUCUUCACAUUUUUAUGCACAGACAUCAGGAAUAAUAUUUGUCUGCAUAUACCAUAUGUGUGUAUUUUUGCAAAAUGCCUAUUUUUCUACGUGAUCAAAUCUCUCAGUUAAUACCUUUUGUAAUGUAAAAAUACCUCAAUCUACUCGUCAUGCUGCUAAACUGAAAAGUAAUUUCAUGUCAAAGCAA
This is a messenger RNA of Chelmon rostratus (copperband butterflyfish), 2518 nucleotides long. RefSeq names its product ataxin 7-like 2b (gene atxn7l2b). NCBI's taxonomy places the organism in Eukaryota, Metazoa, Chordata, Actinopteri, Chaetodontiformes, Chaetodontidae. The record is from RefSeq and is a predicted model, not a curated record. The transcript has 9 exons. The coding region runs from base 25 to 2025 and encodes 666 amino acids.